Messenger RNA from Pistacia vera, 742 nucleotides. Its product is annotated as potassium transporter 5-like. Gene Ontology annotation, biological process: potassium ion transmembrane transport. The transcript has 4 exons. Gene Ontology annotation, molecular function: potassium ion transmembrane transporter activity. The record is from RefSeq and is a predicted model, not a curated record. The coding region runs from base 23 to 742 and encodes 239 amino acids. Gene Ontology annotation, cellular component: membrane. NCBI's taxonomy places the organism in Eukaryota, Viridiplantae, Streptophyta, Magnoliopsida, Sapindales, Anacardiaceae.
GGGACAAAACCUGAAGCAGAAAAUGGCAGAUAGUAAACCUGAAGGAAUUGAGACCCUGGAAAUGGAAAGAAACCUGAAAGAGAAAAAGGUUUCAUGGGCGAAGCUGCGUCGAAUCGACUCUCUCAAUAUGGAGGCUGGAAGAAUUUCCAGGACGCAUGGUCAUGGCUCCAAGGUUGAUUGGAGGACAACGUUCAUUCUUGCAUUCCAGAGCAUUGGGAUUGUGUAUGGAGAUAUUGGAACCUCUCCACUUUAUGUUUAUGCCAGCACUUUCACCGAUGGCAUAAAAAAUAAUGACGAUAUUCUUGGAGUGUUGUCACUCAUCAUCUACACUAUUGUGCUUGUUCCCUUGAUCAAAUAUGUCUUCAUUGUGUUGUGGGCAAAUGACAACGGAGAUGGUGGAACAUUCGCACUCUAUUCCUUAAUAUGCCGAUAUGCAAAGGUGAGUUUAAUUCCAAAUGAUCAACCUGAGGACAGGGAGCUAUCUAAUUACAGACUUGACAAGCCAUCGAGCCAGUUAAAACGUGCUCAGAAAAUUAAAGAUAAGCUUGAGACGAGUACUUAUGCGAAAACCAUUCUUUUCCUUGUCACUAUCCUUGGAACUUCCAUGGUGAUCGGAGAUGGAGUUUUGACUCCUUGCAUUUCAGUCCUUUCCGCUGUCAGUGGGAUCAAGUCUGUUGGCGAUGGUAACACACUUAGUCAAGGAAAUAGAGACCAUGCAUAUCUUCUUUAUCUAGAUAAAUGA